Molecule: messenger RNA, 2273 nt
Organism: Pimephales promelas (fathead minnow)
Lineage: Eukaryota; Metazoa; Chordata; Actinopteri; Cypriniformes; Leuciscidae
Gene: six4a
Product: SIX homeobox 4a
Biological process (GO): regulation of transcription by RNA polymerase II
Cellular component (GO): transcription regulator complex; nucleus
Molecular function (GO): RNA polymerase II cis-regulatory region sequence-specific DNA binding; DNA-binding transcription factor activity, RNA polymerase II-specific
Source: RefSeq, a predicted model, not a curated record
CCCCAAUCAUCGGGCUGAGAAGUCACGCUGCUGGAGCGAAAGGGGAAAGCUAUCCACUUACAAGGACACCCGAUAUCACUCGCAUGGCGCACGGGUAACCUGAUCAGCUUGGGCAGAAACGAGGCGGGGUGACGGACUAAAGGAAUCUGAGGUGAAGAAUAAAAACAAUGUCUAUUUCCUCUAGUGAAGUGACAGUGGCAGGCGACAUCAAAAAGGAAAAUGUGAAGUACACGGAAACUCUUGAGAGCUCCACGGACAGUCGGGAGCACGUCAAACUCCUGACUCUUGACACUCCGGUGGCCGCCGGGAUGCUCGUCGGGCAGCAGCAGCAGCAGACCUCUCCGCUGGAGCGCAAGAUGCCCACUAUGGACUCUUUGUCUGCGCACACUUCACCCGCAACUACCACGAGCUCUUUGGCUUUUUCACCGGAGCAAGUUGCGUGUGUUUGCGAAGCGCUUCAGCAGGGGGGCAACGUGGAUCGACUCGCCCGGUUCCUGUGGUCUCUCCCGCAGAGCGACUUAUUGCGCGGUAACGAGAGUAUCCUCCGCGCUCAGGCGCUGGUGGCCUUCCACCAGGCGCGCUACCAGGAGCUUUACAGCAUCUUGGAGAGCCACAGCUUCAGCCCCUCAAGCCACUCUUCCCUUCAGGACUUAUGGUACAAAGCCCGGUACACGGAGGCGGAGAAGGCCCGCGGUAGACCGCUGGGCGCAGUGGAUAAAUAUCGCCUGCGACGAAAGUUUCCCCUGCCCCGGACUAUCUGGGAUGGAGAGGAGACGGUGUACUGCUUCAAAGAGCGCUCCAGGAACGCGCUGAAGGAACUCUAUAAGCAGAACCGGUACCCGUCCCCGGCCGAGAAGAGGAAUCUGGCCAAGAUCACAGGACUGUCCCUAACGCAGGUUAGCAACUGGUUCAAAAAUAGGAGGCAAAGAGACAGAAACCCGUCAGAGGCGCAGUCCAAAAGUGAGUCAGAUGGAAAUCACAGUACGGAGGACGAGAGCAGUAAAGGUCAGGAGUCUUUGUCCCCGUGUCCGAUGUCGACCUGUUCUGAUGGGGCAGUGGGUAAUACAGUUGUGCCUCUCUGCUCUGGAGCUCUGGAGGCCGGGGUUAUUGUCCAGCAGGUUGGAGACAGCAGGAACUCAUCGUCCGUCAUCUUUAACGGAGUCUCGGUCAACACACCCACCUCUGUUUUUCACAACGGCACCCCUUCCUUUCUCUCCACCACAGGACAUGUACUCUUCAGUGGCAUGAACUUGGGACUCCAGUCCCUGGCCUGCAGGUCAGUGGUUGAUGUGGAGAUGGAUGGUGCAGGACAGGAUAAAAGGGUAACAGCAGACCCUGCCCUGGCGUACCCCUCAUUUCACUGCAGUGUGAAUGGGACAGACGUAGAGGUGAAAGCAGAGGAUGUUAGGCAGGAUGUGUCAGUUCAGGACCAGACCACGUCCAUUAACUCGGCGUUCACUGUCACCUCGUCCGAUGGCUUGCAGCUUGAAGGUUACAACUUGGUUUCUGAAGGCAACGGGCCCUCGCUGCUUAGCAACAAGAUUGUAUUUCCUCCCUUGCAGCUCCCAUCAUCUUCUUCACCCUCGUCAGUUACACAAGGCGUUGUUGAUAGCAGAUCUCCUGCUCAUUCCUCUCUGUGUCACCUCGGGGUGGAGGAGCAGGACAGGCUUCAGAUGACCUCUCUCGAGCCCAGCACGGCACUCUACGGCCUGGCCAACGCACACACACUAUCUGUUGUAAAGAAGGAACCUUUAGAGACUCCUGGUGGAUACCUUUACCAACUGGGUUACUCCCCCACCUCACUUAACACCAGCAUGACAACGAGCCAGCAAGACUACUCCACUCUCACAGUAAGCUCACCAUUACUCACCCAAACGGACCUUACCGGCCAGUUCAGAGGUCAUGAUGCCCAGAUGACCUCGAGCCUAAAUGGAGACUUCCUAUGUGCGGUUUCAGAGAGAGGGAAGGGAGAGAUUAGAGGAGGGGAGGAAGAAGAGGAAAAACAACUGACAAAACUAAAAACAGUCCAUAUAGAGGAAGAAAUGACUGAUCUUUGAACUUAAGAGGAGAAGGAGGUAAAAUACUUUUUACUGAAAUCACAACAUUAUUUUGGAUUGUUGGUUGAGUUUUUUAUGUUUUCAGCCUCUAAAUGUUUUGUUGUUUUUUAAUGUAAGUAUUAAAUUAUUUUGGUACGUCUGUCACUUGGUUUGACUCCAGUUUGGUUUGGAGAACCUAUGCAAAGUCAUAUCUAAAGAAUACAGUUUUUGAAAGUG